GAUUAAACGCCACAUCAGUCCUCUCCUCUCCAUCUCUCUCUCUCUUUCUACAAUUUCUUCAUCAUCUUCCUUCCCCACUCCACUAACUAGCCAUGUGGUCUUCUGAUGCCGGUGAAGGCAACAGCUACAGCCACAGUAACAGCAGCACCAAAAUCCCCUCGUCCGCCUCCUCUUCCUCCUCCGCCAUCCUCUUUCACACAACUUCCAAAAGAAAGACAAUGGAAGAAGUUUGGAAAGACAUCAACCUGCCCACUCUCGGCCAAGACAGCCGCCCUUCAACUCCUUCUCUCUCCCUAGAAGCUCCACUCCCCCACAAAGCCACCGCUGCAUCCGCCGCCUCCACCGCCGCUGGUCGCAACUCCUUCCGCAGUAUGAUCUUGCAGGACUUUCUCGCCGGCGCCUUCAAAGAUCCUCCCACCUCCGCCUCCUCUGGUAGCCUUCCCCAGCUUCCCCAGCCCCCUACCGUCCUUAGCCUUAGUAGCUCCGGUACUUUUCGCCCUGGCUUUGACUACACGGCUUUUCGGCCCGGUCCGCCCAACUCUAAUUCCGACUCCAGCUACGCAAGCCACGUUGCCUCCCCCGCCGCCGGCAGCGGCGGCUCAGAUGACAUUAUUGUCUCUCGCUAUCCUGCUUCCCCCGCUCUGUUCUUCUCCUCCAAGAAACUUAUCUCUGAUGAUCCCUUCUGCAUUUCCGGCGGUGAUCGGCGCUAUAAGCGGAUGAUAAAGAACAGAGAGUCGGCCGCCCGUUCCCGAGCCCGAAAGCAGGCAUACACGAACGAGCUGGAGCUGAAAGUCGCCCAACUGACAGAGGAGAACACAAAGCUCAAGAAACAGAACGAGGAGCUUCGAUUAGCAAUGGCUGCUCAGCUUCCCAAAGGGAAGGCUCUUCAAAGAACCUCAUCCGCUCCAUUUUAAGAAAAGAAAGAAGCUCCGAAAUAGUUGGGAUCUACUUACCCUUUUAAACAAUGCAGACUAUAUAGGGAGUUAGAAAGAGAAAGCUGUAAUGGGGUUACCUCUGUUUGUGCAGAAAUGGAAAAACAGCUCUUUUUUAACUAAGGAAUUUUUUCCCCCAGC
Messenger RNA from Dendrobium catenatum, 1073 nucleotides. RefSeq names its product bZIP transcription factor 27. The transcript is spliced from 3 exons. Gene Ontology annotation, cellular component: nucleus. Gene Ontology annotation, biological process: positive regulation of DNA-templated transcription. Lineage: Eukaryota; Viridiplantae; Streptophyta; Magnoliopsida; Asparagales; Orchidaceae. Gene Ontology annotation, molecular function: DNA-binding transcription factor activity. The record is from RefSeq and is a predicted model, not a curated record. The coding region runs from base 93 to 914 and encodes 273 amino acids.